AAUGAAAGAAUAAAUUUUUAGAUGCCAGUGUGAUUAUGUGUGGGGUCUCUUAGGUGGCUGCGGCAUCAUCCUCGUGUGUUGAACAUGAAGUUUAAAGAAGGAGUGAAACGAGCUGAGAAAUCCAAUGCCAUUGACAACUUUGUUUGUGGUACUGUGGGCAAAGAUAUGCCGGAAUCACAGUUUGCAGCGGUACUUGAGGAGAUUCCAGCCCCAUUGACUGAGGAAGAAAAGGAGUCCUGGAUAAAGAAGCUGAAUGGCAUUGCACUAUCCUCAGAUGCUUUCUUCCCAUUCAGAGAUAAUGUUGACCGAUCAAGACAGAGUGGUGUUGAUUUCAUCGUAAGUCCAGCAGGGUCUACCAACGACAGCCUGGUGGUGGAUGCCUGUGAUGAGCACGACAUGGUUCUUGUACAUUCAAAUAUCCGGCUCUUCCACCAUUAACAUAGAGGAUACUGUAAUAUUAAAUACGUACCAUUCUUUUCAGUCCUGGUUUGCCGAGCUAACAAUAUUACAGUAUUGUACUGUAGUAUUCAUCACUUGCGUAGCUUUGCAGAAUACAGUACAUGUAUUUAAAUUGUUCUUUAGAAACUUGUUUACACUUUGUUUAUUAUUAGAUCUAUAUAUACAGUAUUGUAUUUUCAAAUAAAUCUAAUUCAGUA
Molecule: messenger RNA, 656 nt
Organism: Homarus americanus (American lobster)
Lineage: Eukaryota; Metazoa; Arthropoda; Malacostraca; Decapoda; Nephropidae
Product: bifunctional purine biosynthesis protein ATIC-like
Exons: 4
Coding region: 85-438 (117 amino acids)
Biological process (GO): 'de novo' IMP biosynthetic process
Cellular component (GO): cytosol
Molecular function (GO): IMP cyclohydrolase activity; phosphoribosylaminoimidazolecarboxamide formyltransferase activity
Source: RefSeq, a predicted model, not a curated record